AUGGAUUUCGAUGAAGUACUUAAGGAGGUGGGCGCCUUUGGUCUUUAUCAAAAGAUUAUUAUAUGUGCAGUGCUGCUGCCGGCGGCUCUGCCAUGUGCAUUUCACGCCUACAGUCAGUUGUUCAUAGCAGCCACACCACAGCAUUGGUGUCGCAUACCCGAACUGGAGCCAUGGACUUUGGACUAUACGCAAUUGGUUAAGAACCUGAGUAUACCCCGAGAUAAGCAAGGUGUCUACGCUGAGUGUUCCAUGUUUGCGCGUAAUUAUACUGAAAUGGUGCGUUAUCUAGAAUAUCGCACACCCUACGAUCUGCAAAGAGAACAAGCCUCGAAGCUACUAAAAUUGGACCAGGCGCCCAUAGUGCCAUGUCAGCAUGGCUGGCAUUACGACAAAUCUGUUUAUCCCAGCACUGUUGUCCAAGAGUGGAAUCUAGUCUGCGAUCGUAGCUUCCAUGUUACGCUAGCUUUAGUGCUAUUUGGCUUGGGCGGCUUGGUGGGCAAUUAUGUCUUUGGCUAUCUGGUGGACAUGUGGGGUAGACGCCCCUCUUUUUAUGCUUACUUACUGCUGCAAAUUUUAUCCUGCGCUGCUAGCGCCUUUGCCUGGAAUUUCUAUUCCUGGCUUGGAUUAAGAUUCGUGGUGGGCUUAACUGUGCCCGCCAUACUGGCUAGUCCCUAUGUGCUCGCUAUUGAGCUGGUGGGUCCGGAGAGACGCGUCUUUUGCACCAUUGUAUCUAACAUAGCCUAUUCCUUAGGACUAGUGAUGCUCUCGGGCGUCGUCUAUUUGGUGCGUGAUUGGCGUUAUCUGACGCUGGCCGUCUCACUGCCAUUGCUGAUGCUCUUCUCAUGCUUCUUUGUACUGCCGGAAUCACCACGUUGGCUCUUGGCUGUGGGUCAGCCUAAGCGUGCCGUACGCAUACUAAAAGUAAUGGCGCGUGUAAAUGGGAUUCAUGUGAAUCGUGAAUUUGUGGAGCGACUACAACAGCGCUUGCACACCACACAACCAGUGGAGGCCACUCAUUAUGGCAUUUUGGAUUUAUUUCGUGGCACAAAUAUGCGACGCAAGACUUUAAUUAUAACGCUCAUCUGGUUUGCCAAUACUAGCGUUUAUGUGGGGCUCAGCUACUACGCACCUGCCUUGGGUGGCGAUGAGAUUUGGAACUUUUUUCUGGCCGGUGCUGUCGAGCUGCCUACGUAUCUGCUGCUCUGGCCAGGACUUAGCUACUUUGGUCGCCGUUGGAUAUUGUUCAUAUCGAUGCUCGUAGGUGGCGUGGCCUGCGUAGCCACCUUGCUUUACCAGCAGAAAGCGAAUAUAAUGCUUUUACUCUAUUGUAUUGGCAAAAUGGGCAUUUCAUCAGCUUUCGUAGUGCUCCCACUGUUGGCCUCUGAACUUUAUCCCACUGUUGUGCGUGGACUCGGCAUGAGUUUUAGUUCUGUUGUAGCCAUGACAGGCCCAAUAAUCAUACCUAUCAUUAACCAUAUGGGUCAGCAAAUGUUGGUGCUACCAUUGAUAGUCAUGGGUGCGCUGCUAAUUGUUGGUGGCUUUGCUAGCCUCUUCCUGCCAGAAACCCGUGGCAAGAAUCUGCCGCAGACUUUGGAGGAGGGCGAAGCUGUGCCACUUAGUUGUCUGCUAUGCUGCUGCGUAGAAAAGGAGCAGAAAAGGUCUAAAAGGAGCAACAGGAGCCCGGUCAGGACGCGCAAAGCCAUGCUAGCAGAUACCGCCACUGUGAACCGUAGAGUUGGUGGAUCUGGAGAAACUACUAGCUGCAAGAUUGUGUGCAGCGUUUGCAAAAAAGAAAUGAGAACACUGUAAAUUGUUAAUGAAAUAAAUU
Messenger RNA from Drosophila busckii, 1828 nucleotides. RefSeq names its product beta-alanine transporter. The record is from RefSeq and is a predicted model, not a curated record. NCBI's taxonomy places the organism in Eukaryota, Metazoa, Arthropoda, Insecta, Diptera, Drosophilidae. The transcript has 7 exons. Gene Ontology annotation, cellular component: membrane. Gene Ontology annotation, molecular function: transmembrane transporter activity. The coding region runs from base 1 to 1809 and encodes 602 amino acids. Gene Ontology annotation, biological process: transmembrane transport.